Messenger RNA from Aspergillus wentii DTO 134E9, 1931 nucleotides. RefSeq lists its product as uncharacterized. The record is from RefSeq and is a predicted model, not a curated record. The transcript is spliced from 3 exons. Lineage: Eukaryota; Fungi; Ascomycota; Eurotiomycetes; Eurotiales; Aspergillaceae. Bases 343 to 1611 code for a protein of 422 amino acids.
CAACGUGGAGGAUUAUUGAUGGGUUUGGUUUUGGGGGGGAAAGAAGUGGAGGACAGGAGGAGCAGUGAGGCGGUCAGCCGCUGCUUACUACUGUGCUUACUCCUUUAAGCCACUGAGGCGCGGCCACAAGGCGGUGGAUCGCCCCAACCCAAGGAUGCGUCUUGAGAGGAUCGUCCCGUCUCCACGGGCAACCGCCGAAAAACACGGUGCACGCAUCUAGACCUGUCUAGGGACGCAUCACGACUCCUCCUUCACCUUUUCUGACCCGAACGAUUUGCGACUAGACUCGAGAUAGUUGGACUUUGCACGUUGAAUGACCCUUGCUGGCAUCGAUCACCCGCCAUGUUGGCCGUCCGAGACCAGGAGAACCUGGUGCACGCCCACCAGACCGUCGCCGCGUCCAAACCACUGAAUCAAGGCGUCAAGCAAUUGCAACCGAAAACCCCAGGAGCCCGAGCUCCCAAAACGCCCUUCAAAGUCCCGUUGAAUGAUGAAAAUGAUCCGUUGGCAUUUGGAAAGAAGACUGUGAAAGGAAAUGGUAAACGGACGGAAAAUGCCAAACCAGCCAAGGAUGCGUUUGUCACGCCACUGGCAGAUCCUCGUCAUCGUGCCCCGUUAGGAAUGAAAACGACAAAUGCCAAGGCAAAAGGUAUACAGACACCAGCACCAAGGGCCAUCAAGCCAGAGAAGACGAACAAGAGAGCUUCGACCCAGAGGAUCAAGAAAUUCGCCCCUCUUGUAGAGCAGAACCAAGCAGAGGUUCAGGAGCAAGCGCCUCAGGAUGAUGUUCCUGACAUUGAAUACAUGCCACCCAAGCCAAAAGAACUUCCGGAUUAUCCUGAAGAUAUCACCUAUGACACCACAUUCCCGCAAUUCAAGCCCCAAAACCUGGCACUCGGGCUAGAGAGUGUCUAUGGGGACAAUGAAGUUGGAAAAGAUGGGCUCACCAAGAAGCAGCGGAAGUUUCAAGAGAAUUCGAUCGCAUGCGAUAAGAUGGUGGACGACAUGAUUCUGAAGCAGGUUGAAGGCAUGGGCUUUGAAGAGUCGAAUGGCAACGAGUCUCUCGAUGCUCCCCAGGCGGAAGAGCUCCCCAAACGACGCACCGAGGCACGUCGUGCAAGAGUGAUUCCCAGCAGGACCAAAUACUCCAGUAACAUCUCAACCGUGAGAGCUAAAGAUGCAGCAACAGCACUUUCUGGGGCAGAACCCACUGCUCCACGCAAACCGGCGCCUCUGCCAAAACCCAGAGUGGCAUCAUCACUUCUUGGGUCUAGAAAACCCAGAGUCCCAAGCAACCCUUCCUCCAUGCGUCAAACAGCCGCUACGGCAAAUGCGAGAACAACAGUUGGGUACUCCAAGGGUCGCACCAUGUCGUCUAAACUGCACGGAAAGAUAUCCACCACGCCAAAGGAACCGGCAAAGGGAAUCCAGUCACCCGAGACUUACAUACAGCUCUAUGGCCCCCCGCCCCUUGGAACCGAAAUGUGGCUUCGCUGUAAGGCGGCGGGCUGCUUCGACAGUGAAGAGGAGCGACAAGAGGCUCAAGCAGAAAUGGAACUUCCCACAUACGAGGAAGAUGCUGAGGCACAGGACUUCCAGCUGACUUUGUAGGCUACGGAAUGUAUUUUGGGUUGGUGUUUUGUUUGAUAUUUCUUGAUUAUUACUUUUAUGAAUUGGAACGGCGGAUAUGCAUUGAGGAUUGGUCGGUGCAAGGAAGGCAAACAAGCAGGUCUUACAGGGCGUUCGUAUCUUUUUCUUCUUGAAUUACUUGAUGGAUUUCCAUGAUGGACCACGGACAUCUUGUAUUAUUUGACAACCAACAUGACUACUGAUUAUUAUAGUAUGGAGUAACCAAAUCAACACUUAUGAAAGGAACAGAUCCAGCUCCCCUAUGCACGAUGGUGGGAUAUAGUUCUAAAUAGCUCCAAGCA